UGUUUGCUGCGUGGAUAAUUGAUUUUUUUUUCGUUGACAAAACUUUAUACACGAUUGUAUAGCUCAGAAAGAAAGUACUAUAUAUUUUCCUCAUUUUCUGUUCAUUUCUCACAGAAAAGCCUGUGGAAACACCGAGGGGGGACGCCUAAAUCUGUUGACGAAACAUUUCGAGAAGUGACGAAAAAGAUCUAGAGUAGUCGGUACUUUUAACCAACGUCAGCAAAAACACGGUGCCAUUCCGGACGUGAGCGUGUCCCGAAUCGAACGCUGCAAUUUAUUUAUAGCGGUUUAUUCACAAAAUGUGGUCUAAUAACAAUCACAAGUCGCCGCUUAUGUUGUUGGUUGUGUGUUUGCUGUUGACCUGUUUUUAUCCCAGCAGCGUACUGGGAAACCUCAAGGUCAUCUAUGCGGUGAAUGCUGGCGGCCAGGAACAUACUGACAAACAUGGCAUACAUUAUAGUGCUGAUCCAUUACAUGGACGCAUUGGUACGGCAUCCGAUUAUGGUAAUCAUCUACUAUUGAUAGGACGCGUGGCGGAACAAGACGAGGUACUCUAUCGCACGGAGCGCUAUCACACGGCAACCUUCGGUUAUACAUUACCGAUAGACGGCGAUGGCGAGUAUGCGCUGAUAAUGAAGUUCUGCGAGGUCUAUUUUAAUGAGCCGAAUAAAAAGGUAUUCGACGUGAUUUUAAACAACAAGCAUGCAGUUGUAAAGGAGCUUGAUAUUUUUCAUCAAGUCGGCCGUGGGACUGCUCACGAAGAAUACGUUCAUUUUAGGGUAUCCAACGAUCGCCUCUUCUACAAAGAUGAACAGUCCGAUAUCCGCAAUGGUGUCGUUCGUUUAGAUUUUAUUAAGGGCCCUUACGAUAAUCCUAAAAUUAAUGCCUUUGCCCUGCUCAAAGGUGACGUGGCGAAUAUACCACGCUUGCCGCCAACAUCUGAUGAUAUUCUCCCAAUGGAUGCCGACAUGGCAGUUUUCAAUGAUCGCAUCUCUGCUGAUAGUGGUAGCAGCGAAGGAGCUGCUGAACAAACACAAGAGCAUCAACAGCGGAUUAGAAAUGCUGCUUCCUCACCGGUGAAUGAUGCCACGCUGGACGAAGACGAAGAGAAGGAUAUCGAAGUUGAAUCUGUGCCAACAACGCGGAAAGUUAGUGGUCCGAGACAACCGAAUCCUUAUUCCAUGGAUGAUUCAUCAGUUAUGCUGCCGGUUUUCAUAGCGAUUGGAGCAUUCAUACCUUUGCUUUUCUGCCUCUGCAAGUUGUGAUGGGUUCGACUUACAACAACAUAGAAAAGAAGAUUAGGAGCUGUUCCAUUGGGGUUCGGAAGUGAUCUGGAAAAAACGAAAGUGUACAAGAUAAAGCGGUAUUGUGAUCUUUGCAACUUCAGUCCGGUAUCCGGAUAUAAAGAAGGGUGGUAUAUAUUUAUCAACGAAAAUUACUUCAUGUCGAAGCGCUAUUUACAUAAAUGCCUAUCGCUGCCUGAAAGUUUUCCUUGUUUGCUCCCUACUUACUACUGUACUACUCGAUCUCCUUCGUGUCGUUUUUAUUUAUUGUCAAUAUUUGAUUUGCUAUUAACACUGAGAAGGUGUGCACUGGUAGCUAAAUUAAGCAUUUAUAUCUGUUUAAACUCAUAAGGCACAAUACAUACUAACUGCAAACGCUUGUACGUAAUAUUUUGGAAUAAGUUUAUUUUGGGUUGUGAAACACCGAAAUGUUGAAGAAUGCUGGUACGUACUUAUAUUUUGUUGAUAGAAUAAUUCUCGAAAACAAUAAAUAAUACCAAUGCUCAGUGCAUGUUGUUUUCAACGCACAAUAAAUUGUUUUGAAGAGGAAACAGACGCAUAAGCGAAUCGCAUAUAUGUAUUUACAUACUUAUAUACACAAUUUAAAAUUGAGAUUUAAAUAUAAACAAAGCUACAUAUGUGCAUUUCUUGGAGUUGCAGAAUUUCAAGUUGCGAUAGUGCUCUAUGUAUGUACAUACUUACAUAUAAACACGCGUAUGAGAACAUAAAUUUACUAUAACAAAUUGUAUUAUUUAUGUUGUAGUUAAAUAAAUUUCGGAAAAUAGAUUUUUGUCAACUCAAUU
Molecule: messenger RNA, 2086 nt
Organism: Rhagoletis pomonella (apple maggot)
Lineage: Eukaryota; Metazoa; Arthropoda; Insecta; Diptera; Tephritidae
Product: malectin-A
Exons: 2
Coding region: 300-1265 (321 amino acids)
Cellular component (GO): membrane
Molecular function (GO): carbohydrate binding
Source: RefSeq, a predicted model, not a curated record